Molecule: messenger RNA, 444 nt
Organism: Arachis ipaensis
Lineage: Eukaryota; Viridiplantae; Streptophyta; Magnoliopsida; Fabales; Fabaceae
Source: RefSeq, a predicted model, not a curated record
AUGUCAAUGAUGGAAUCAGUGUUAGAAGAACAGAAUAUUGAAGAUGUGCCCAAGGUUGGCAUGUGUUUUGGAACCAUUGAAGAUGCAAAUCAAUUUUAUCAUAAUUAUGCCAAGCGCGUUGGUUUUGUUACUAAGAUAAGGUUUACCCGAAGAGUUGGUAAAUAUAAGGUUCCUGAGAAUCAAAUGAUCACUUGCAAUAAGGAGGGGAAACACAAAUCUAGAGUUUCACCAAUAGAAAAGACCAACCCUAGAACCAACUACAAUUGCCCCGCAAGGAUUUCUAUUAGGUUUAAUAAGGAGGGUCUUUGGAUUAUAUCGAAGGUGUGUUUGGAUCAUUCACAUCCUUGUGAUCCAGAGAUGGCAAAACUGUUGACACGUAAUAGAGAGAUGACUAUACACAUGUGUCGAGUCAUUGAGAGGAAUGAUGAAGCAGCAUUCAAAUGA